This is a messenger RNA of Talaromyces proteolyticus, 1611 nucleotides long. Its product is annotated as putative t-complex protein 1 delta subunit. Gene Ontology annotation, molecular function: ATP hydrolysis activity; ATP binding; ATP-dependent protein folding chaperone. Gene Ontology annotation, biological process: protein folding. The coding region runs from base 1 to 1611 and encodes 536 amino acids. The record is from RefSeq and is a predicted model, not a curated record. Lineage: Eukaryota; Fungi; Ascomycota; Eurotiomycetes; Eurotiales; Trichocomaceae. The transcript has 8 exons. Gene Ontology annotation, cellular component: chaperonin-containing T-complex.
AUGGCGACCGCAGCGACUGCCCCUAGUGGGCCCGGUAAUUCGGCCUUCAAGGAUAAGGAAAAGCCAAUGGCUGUGCGUAAUGCAAACAUUUUGGCAGCACGAGCUGUUGCCGAUGCUAUCAGAACGUCGCUGGGACCGAGGGGAAUGGAUAAGAUGAUUCAAACCGGCAAAGGAAACACAAUAAUCACAAAUGAUGGAAAUACUAUGUUGAAAGAUAUGAGUGUGGUGCACCCUGCAGCCAAGAUGCUUGUCGACCUUAGUGCCGCCCAAGAUAUUGAAGCAGGUGACGGUACCACCUCCGUCGUCGUUAUCGCCGGCAGCUUGCUGGGUGCUGCUGAUCGACUAUUAGGGAAAGGUGUACACCCGACAAUUAUCUCGGAAUCAUUCCAGAGAGCGGCGGCGGAAGCUGUGGAAAUCCUCCACAACAUGUCACAACCUAUUUCCUUGUCGGACCGAACCACCCUCUUGCAAGCAGCGUCUACCUCUCUCUCGUCCAAAAUCGUCUCGCAGUACUCAAAUCUACUUGGCCCCAUGGCUGUCGAUUCCGUGUUGAAAGUGAUUGACCCAAAGACCGCGGAUAAUGUGGACCUUCGCAAUAUUCGCAUUGUGAAAAAGGUCGGUGGCACUAUUGAGGAUAGCGAGAUGAUAGACGGCUUGGUACUGAACCAGCCCGUUAUCAAGAGUGGAGGAGGCCCAACAAGAAUCGAAAAGGCCCGUAUAGGUCUGAUUCAGUUCCAACUAAGUCCGCCUAAGCCGGAUAUGGAAAACCAAAUUGUCGUCAACGACUACCGACAAAUGGACAAAAUUCUCAAAGAAGAACGUCAGUACCUUCUCAAUAUGGUGAAGAAGAUACAGAAAGCCAAAUGCAACGUGUUGCUCAUCCAGAAAUCUAUUCUCCGUGAUGCUGUCAACGACCUAUCUCUUCACUUCCUCUCUCGUUUGAAGAUACUUGCUGUGAAAGAUAUUGAGCGUGAUGAAGUCGAGUUCUUGUGCAAGACUUUGGGAUGCAAGCCAAUUGCCAAUGUUGACUCAUUCACUGAAGAUAAACUGGGAACAGCAGAUCUCGUAGAGGAAGUGCAGUCCUCGGGUGCUCGCUAUGUCAAAAUCACCGGUAUCAAGUCCCCUGCCGCAGCAAGCCAAACUGUAUCAGUCGUGGCUCGUGGAGCAAACAAUCUUAUUUUGGAUGAAGCGGAGCGAUCCCUCCACGAUGCUCUAUGUGUAAUUCGUUGCUUGGUUAAGAAGAAAGCUCUGAUUGCUGGUGGCGGGGCCCCUGAAAUCGAAGUCGCCCAUACUCUCAGCAUGAAAGCACGAGAACUUUCAGGCACUGAGUCCAUCUGCUGGAAAGCAUUUGCAGAUGCUAUGGAAGUUAUCCCUACCACCCUUGCCGAGAACGCUGGUCUAAACUCGAUCAAGGUCGUAACAGACUUGCGCCACCGGCACGCUCAAGGCGAGCACAAUGCCGGUGUCAGUAUUCGCAGCGGCGGUGUCAAAGACAACAUCACAGAAGAAAACGUUCUCCAGCCUUUGCUAGUGAGCACAAGUGCAAUUGAACUCGCAGCGGAGACGGUGAAAAUGAUUCUCAGAAUUGACGAUAUCGCUUUGUCACGAUAA